Molecule: messenger RNA, 1423 nt
Organism: Bactrocera tryoni
Lineage: Eukaryota; Metazoa; Arthropoda; Insecta; Diptera; Tephritidae
Gene: Jhbp1
Exons: 5
Coding region: 282-1022 (246 amino acids)
Source: RefSeq, a predicted model, not a curated record
CAAGCCAACCAUCAGAUGAAAUUCUCAUCUCGUCGUGCGUUGACGCCUUCAGUAGUAGUUGCCUUGCGAAAACUAAAUAGUUAUCGAUUUAAAAAAAAAAAAAAUUCUACGAAACUGUUCAUUGUGGAAGAAAAAAUUUGUGAUUGUUGUGUAAUUUAUACGGCGGCCUCGUAAAAUAGCAAGUAAAAAAAAGAAAAAAUACCAAAAGGAAACUCGCACUGAAGAUAAAAGAGAGCAUAAAUAUUUUUUGCUGUGAUUUUUCGUUUAUUAAGCAAGUGAAGAUGUGGAAAUUAGCAAUUUACUUCGCCGCAUUUCAAUUAAUAUUCGCACAGAAAAGUGAUAUACCCGAGUAUAUCAAACAAUGUCGACGAGGUGACCCGCAAUUAAUCGAGUGCUUUAAAGGUUCAUUGGAGCAUUUGAGGCCGUAUUUGUCGCGAGGCAUUCCUGAAAUCGAGCUACCUUCAGUCGAGCCCUUCAAAAUGGAUGCGCUUGCUUUACAACUCACCGACGGACCACAAGGCUAUAAAAUUACAUUGAAGAAUCUCGAAGUAUUGGGCGCCAGUAACUUUCAGGUGAAAUCGAUGAAGCUAAGUGAAGGCGAUGAACCGUUCAAAGCGCGCAUUGCCAUGCCCAAAUUGAAUAUCGAAGCGAAGUACACUAGCUCGGGUGUGUUGCUUAUCAUACCAGCGUCCGGUGGUGGCGAUUUCCAUGCCACUUUUGAGGGUGUUGUUGCUGACAUCACCGGCAAAGUGUCGUCAAAUGAAAAGGCCGGUCGCUCAUAUCUGCAUGUGGAUUCGCUUAGUCUGGUGUUAAAUGUGAAGGAUGUGAACAUGAACAUUUCGGGCGCCUUCAAUAACAAUCGAAUUUUGCUUGAGGCCACAAACUUGUUCCUGCGUGAGAACUCUCGUGUCGUUUUGGAGGCCAUGCAAACGCAGCUGCAAAAGAAACUGGCGCAAGAGUUUGGCAAACUCGCUAAUCAACUGCUGAAGAACGUGCCCAAGGACUUAUUCUAUGUGGACUAAAGUUGUUGUGAUUCUGUACUGUCUUUGCAGUAAAAUUAGUAAUACAAACCAUAACUUACACCAGUUCAACGGAUGUCUCUUAUAAAACGUCUAGUAUUAGCCAAAUUCGGCCUCGAUACCGCAUUAGCAUUAGCAUUGAUGCUCGAGAAAAUCAUUGCUUAGCGGAAAGCUUAAUACAACACCUGCAAAUUACAAAAAUACUCGUACAACUCACCCAUAUCUUAUCUCCAUAUUUGCACAUAAUUAUGGUAUUGGUAACCAUUAAAUUUUUACUGCAGACUUAUCGCCUAUUAAUCUUUGAAAAUGUUUUCAUGUAAAUAGUUUUUUAGAUUUUAAGUUUAAAUAUUUAUAAGUUUGACGCCUAGAGCUUUUUUACUAAAUGAGCAUUUAUCAUUAUGAGU